Messenger RNA from Mobula hypostoma (lesser devil ray), 3378 nucleotides. RefSeq names its product MAP-kinase activating death domain (gene madd). Gene Ontology annotation, biological process: regulation of Rab protein signal transduction; regulation of apoptotic process. Gene Ontology annotation, molecular function: guanyl-nucleotide exchange factor activity. Bases 217 to 3363 code for a protein of 1048 amino acids. NCBI's taxonomy places the organism in Eukaryota, Metazoa, Chordata, Chondrichthyes, Myliobatiformes, Myliobatidae. Gene Ontology annotation, cellular component: cytosol. The transcript has 18 exons. The record is from RefSeq and is a predicted model, not a curated record.
GCGCGUUGGGAACCAGCACGGAAGCUGUGGUUGCGGAGGACAGUGGUCUGGAGGGACGGAUUCCAAGUGUUGUACCAUAUGAGAUCUUUUAUAGGCUGUGAUACAGGGUUUCUUCGCCUACAUCAGUUGCUGGUAGAGAGUUGGCGUCAGAUGUGCUUCUACCAUCAGGUGUUGAUUUCUGACCAGGUGCAAUGACCUAGUGGAGGGCUGGAGAGGAUGUUUCAAAAGAAAGCAUGUCCUCGCUUACUGGACUACCUGGUCUUCAUUGGUGCCAGGCAGCCCAGCAGUGAUAGUAUUGCUCAGACUCCUGAGCUGCUGCGUCGCUAUCCACUGGAAGAUCACCAUGACUUUCCCCUCCCUCCAGACGUAGUCUUCUUCUGCCAGCCUGAGGGAUGUCUCAGUGUGCGGCAGAAACGCACCAGCUUGCGUGAUGACACUUCUUUUGUUUUCACUCUGACGGACAAGGACACUGGAGUGGUUCGAUACGGGGUCUGUGUCAACUUUUACCGCUCCUUCCAAAAGCGAAGCCGGGACAGGCCAGACAGGGGGCCGCAGCACCCAAAGAGCAAUGCCGUAGAGACACUGGAUGACCACAAUAACUCCGACAGUGGCUCAUCCUUGGCCACGCAUAGUGCUGAUUCCACCCCUGACAUCAGUCGUUCGCCCCGGAUGAAAUCCCAUCUGAAGAGUGGGAAUCGAUCACGGAACAAUACCCUAACUUCACUCUGCAUACUCAGCCACUAUCCAUUCUUCUCUACCUUCCGUGAAUGUCUUUACACCCUCAAGCGAUUGGUGGACUGUUGCAGUGAGCGCCUGCUUAUUAAGAAGGCAGGAAGCUUGAAAGGCAUCCAAAGAGACACUAUGUGGCGGCUUUUCACUGGCUCUCUGACAGUGGAUGAAAAGUCCAGUAUCGUCCUCCAUGACGUGAGAGAAAUUGAAUCCUGGAUCUACAGGCUCCUGCACUCCCCUGUGCCUGUUCCUGGCCAGAAGAGAGUAGAUGUGGAGAUACUACCCCAUGAACUCCAGCCAGCCCUAACCUUUGCUCUUCCAGAUGUGGCCCGCUUCUCCUUGGUGGAUUUCCCUCUGCAUCUGCCCCUCGAGCUUCUUGGAGUUGAACCCUGCCUGCAGGUGCUCAGCUGCAUUCUACUGGAACAUAAGGUGGUGUUGCAAUCCCGUGAUUACAAUGCACUGUCCAUGAGUGUGAUGGCUUUUGUCGCAAUGAUUUAUCCUCUGGAAUACAUGUUCCCAGUUAUUCCCUUGCUGCCCACUUGCAUGGCUUCAGCAGAGCAGCUACUACUAGCUCCGACCCCUUACAUCAUUGGAGUCCCGGCCAGUUUUCUCCUCUACAAGGCUGAUUUCAAGAUGCCAGAUGAUGUGUGGCUUGUUGAUCUAGAUGCUAAUAAGGUUAUUGCCCCUACUAACGCAGAGCUGUUGCCCCUCAUGCCUGAACCUGAAGCCAGUGAGCUGAAGAAGCAUCUGAAGCAGGCACUGGCAAGCAUGAGCUUGAACACUCAACCAAUCCUCAAUCUCGAGAAGUUCAAUGAAGCACAGCAACUGCCUCUGCUGACUGGGAGGGCACGCGAAGAGCAGACCUCCACUCCGUCCACCGAGUUCAACCCCCUCAUCUACGGCAAUGACGUCGACUCAGUGGACAUUGCAACCCGGGUUGCCAUGGUGCGGUUCUUCAACUCCCCCAAUGUGCUGCAGGGCUUCCUAGCCCACACCAGGAUCCUCCGACUCUUUCCUCGGCCUGUUGUUGCUUUCCAAGUAAAUUCUUUCCUGGCAUCCAGACCCAAGUUGUCGUUAUUCACUGAGAAGCUGGCUCGGACUCAGGCUGUGGAAUAUUCUGGAGAAUGGUUGCUGAAUCCCACCAACUACACCUUCCAAAGGAUCCACAACAGUGUGUUUGACCCUGCGGUGAUCGGAGAUAAGCCCAAGUGGUAUGCCCAUCAGCUUCAGCCGAUUUACUACCGGGUCUAUGACAGCAACUCUCAACUGGCUGAGGCUCUCAAUAUUCCCAUUGAGAAAGAUGAUGGCUCUGAACCGACUGAUGACAGUGGGAGUGACAGUGUGGAUUAUAAUGACUCCAGCUCUUCCUACUCUUCCCUGGGUGACUUUGUCAAUGAGAUGAUGAAGUGUGACAUCAAAGGAGAUACACCCAAUGUUGAUCCUCUGACCCAUGCUGCCCUUGGUGAUCCCAGUGAGAUAGACUUCCAGGGCUUUCAGAAAGAUCAGGAAGAUCAAGAUGACCAGGGACUGGAUAGCGAAAAUUCUCUGGAAAACAAUCCUCCUCGUUCAAGUUCAAGUACAACAGCAAGCAGCAGUCCCAGUACGGUCAUACAGGGCAUCAAUCAUGAGUCCAUUGACUCGGUGGAGGCUGAUGAAAAGUCGCUGACUUUCCACAACCAUAUCGCAGCCACGUCGAUUCAGGCCUUUGCUAAAGCCAGCUUAGAGCGGCGGGAAAGUGAUGGCUUGUCUGAGGUUAUGGGCCGGCAGAAGGACUAUGACAAUCCCUACUUCGAGCCUCAGUAUGGCUUCCCUACUGAGGAAGGCGAGGGUGAAGACGAUCAAGGGGAGAGCUACACACCUAACUUCAUUCAGACCAUCAAUGGAAACCGGCCCCUGAAGCCACUUCGCCCCAACAGUCUGAAACUCCCGAGCGACUCUGAAGUGGAAUCAGACUCAAGGGCAAGCUCCCCAAACUCGACCAUCUCUAACAACAGCAGUGAAGGCUUUGGAGGAUUUAUGUCAUUUGCCAGUAACAUCUAUAAGAGUCGUGGCAGCAGCUUCAGUCUGUCGAACCUGGCAUUACCAAGCAAAGCAGGGCGAGACAAGAGCACACCGUUCCCCAGCCUCAAAGGUACCAGGCGAGCACUGGUUGAUCAGAAAUCGUCUGUCAUAAAACACAGCCCGACUGUGAAGAGGGAGUCCCCAUCACCACAGGGCAGAGCGAACAACAGCAGUGAGAACCAGCAGUUCCUGAAGGAGCUGGUGCAGAAUGUACUGGAUGGUCAGGGUGUUGGCUGGUUAAACAUGAAAAAGGUUCGGCGACUCCUGGAAAAUGAGCAGCUUCGUGUGUUUGCCCUCAGCAAGCUCAACAGGACGAUCCAGUCUGAGGAGGAUGCCCGACUGGAUAUCCUCAAGGAUGUGGAGAUCAGUAAGAAGGUAUAUCGGGGGAUGUUGGACCUACUGAAGUGUUGUGUGGGCAGCUUGGAACACUCGUAUAGCAAUGCUGGUUUGGGAGGGAUGGCCAGUGUCUUCACCCUGCUCGAGAUCGCCCACACUCACUAUUAUGUCAAAGGUAAGAAGGCACAGUCAGUUGGCCAGGGGCACAUCACUACAACCACUCAGCAACAAUGGUGAGUUUUCAUAAGAAAA